AUGAAGAUUAUUGAAUUGCAGUUCAACAACAGUCUCUUCGGAUCAUUCGAUGAUCCACUUCUCAAUGCAAGAGCUGCUGCUCUCGCUGAUAUUGAUGUUAAAAAUGUGCAACAGCUGACAAAUCCAUUGAUGAGACCACAUGAUAUGUUCACCUAUAGCAACUACUUUUCCGGAAUUCAUGACAAUUCAGCUGCCACAAAUAUCUAUCAAGGACUUCCAAGUUCUUCCGAACCGUUUGAUGCUUCUGUUGUUGUACCUACGUCUUCUGAAGAUCAGAUGACACCUCUUCAACAGGUUAUGGCAAUGCAAACCUAUGGAGCUCCACCACAAUUCCAAUACAAUAUGAGCCAUAUGACUCAACAUUUCACAACUUCUUCGAUCUCCAGCUCCAGUAAUAUCACUCGAUAUCCCAUUGCUCCACCUACUUCUGAACUAGAAACUGAUCCGAGACAAUUGGAAACAUUUGCUGAGCAUUUCAAGCAACGGAGAAUUAAAUUAGGAGUUACUCAGGCUGAUGUCGGAAAAGCUCUUGCUCAUCUGAAAAUGCCGGGAGUUGGAUCACUCUCACAGUCGACAAUUUGCCGUUUUGAGUCUCUAACUCUAUCCCAUAACAAUAUGGUUGCUCUCAAACCAAUUCUACAUUCUUGGUUGGAAAAAGCAGAAGAAGCCAUGAAACAGAAAGAUACAAUCGGAGAUAUCAAUGGAAUUCUUCCGAAUACAGAUAAAAAAAGAAAGAGAACAAGCAUAGCUGCACCUGAGAAAAGAGAAUUGGAACAGUUUUUCAAACAACAGCCACGUCCAUCUGGAGAACGAAUCGCUUCAAUUGCUGAUCGUCUUGACCUGAAAAAGAAUGUUGUUCGCGUAUGGUUCUGUAAUCAGAGACAAAAACAAAAAAGAGAUUUCCGUUCACAAUUUCGUGCUAGAAGUGCAGCUGCAGUGAUGGGUCCCCGGGUGAUGCCUGUGGUCACUGGAAACAAUUCAAACAAUAAUUUGAAACAGGGACAAGGAGCCUAUAAUGGUAUUCCUGGAUUCUUCGAUUAA
Messenger RNA from Caenorhabditis remanei, 1041 nucleotides. RefSeq lists its product as uncharacterized. Bases 1 to 1041 code for a protein of 346 amino acids. The record is from RefSeq and is a predicted model, not a curated record. Gene Ontology annotation, biological process: regulation of transcription by RNA polymerase II. Gene Ontology annotation, molecular function: RNA polymerase II cis-regulatory region sequence-specific DNA binding; DNA-binding transcription factor activity, RNA polymerase II-specific. The transcript is spliced from 5 exons. Lineage: Eukaryota; Metazoa; Nematoda; Chromadorea; Rhabditida; Rhabditidae.